CCGGAGGACCUACCGAUCCUGUGUGAGCGGCACACCACAUCGAAGCUGAGGGCGUUCUCGGACCUGGAGAGCAUGGCCACGCUGGGCUUCCGCGGGGAGGCCCUCGCCAGCCUCACCUUCGUCUCGCACCUCACCGUCACCACCAUGACCUCGGGGCAGACCCACGGCUUCAGGGCACAAUACCGGGACGGGGAGAUGCAGGGGGCGGCGGUGGCGUGUGCGGCGGUGCAGGGCACGCAGGUGCUGGUGGACGACCUCUUCUUCAAUGUGCCUGCUCGCCGCAAGGCCUUCCGCAGCCACAGCGAGGAGUACGCGCGCAUCCUGGAUGUUCUCAGCCGCUUUGCCAUACACAACUAUGACGUGUGCUUCUCCUGCAAGAAGUACGGUGAGGCACGCACCGACCUCUUCACGCCUGGUGCUCCCAAGCAGGCAGCAGGGGCAGGUGGGAAGAAACGGCGGAGAGGGAAAGAGAGUGGAAAGGACAUGGGCGCGGAGAACAGAGAGGAGGGGAGAACGGAAGGGGAAGGUGGCGAGGCAGGCGAGGGAGAAAGGACGAAGGGAAGGGAGGAGGCGAUGGAGAAGGGGGAGGAGAAGAAGGAGGAUGAUGAGGAGAAUGAGGAGGAGGAGGCGGAGGCAGAGCGUAGGAGGCGGCAGGUGGAAGCAGUGAGAGCUGUGUAUGGUGCUGCUGUGGCACGCGACCUCAUUCCCAUUGAGACCAGGCGCGGGGGAUGGGGGGAGAAAGAGGGUGCUGGGAAAGAGGGAGGGGGGGUGGGAGAGGGAGAAGGGGGAGGAGGGGGAGGAGGGGAAGGAGGGGAAGGUGGUGGGAGUGAUGAGGGGGGCAGAGGCGAUGGUGUGCAGUUCUCAAUGAGGGGGUUGAUAUCAUCGGCGAAUUACAGUGCCAAGAAGACCACCAUGGUGCUCUUCAUCAACAACCGCCUGGUGGAGUGUUCGCCACUGCGCAAGGCGUGUGAGGCGACGUAUGCAGCCAUCCUGCCCAAGGCGGCGCGCCCCUUCCUCUACCUCGCGCUCUCCCUGCCACCGCACCACGUGGACGUCAACGUGCACCCCACCAAGCGCGAGGUGGGCUUCUUGAAUCAGGACGAGGUGGUGGCAGCGCUGCAGCAGGCGGUGCAGCAAGCCAUGCUCUCCUCCAAUUACACACGCACCUUCUACACCCACACCAACCUCCUCGCCGCCUCCACCCCUCCCCUCAAACCCCCUGCUGCUGCUGCUGCCUCUGCCGCUGCUGCUGACCCGUCCAACCCUGCUGCAGCAGUCGCCUCGCCCGCCACCAAGCAGCGCCCCCCCAAGCACGCCUCGCCGGCAUCCCUGAGGCCGCCAGAGCAUCGUCUUGUGCGCACGGAUGCGCGAAUCCCAGCAGGCCGCCUCCACGCCUUCUUCUCCCACCGCCCCUCCUCCUCCUCCCAGCCCUCGCCUUCACUAUCCCAGCCACUGUUGUCUCAGCAGCCACCGCACUCCCAACCACUCCUUGCCCAUCCCUCCUCCUCUCAACCCCCUCAUGCUCCCUCUGCCACCUCUCCGCUUGACUCGGCCUCGGAACAGGCAAGAGGCGUGGAGGGAGGAGGAGAGGAGGAGGGGCGUGAGGAGAGCAAAGGAGAGGGAGUGGGGUCAGAUGGAGUGGGGGAGGCCGGGACGCGUGCGGAUCCAGUGGAAACAGGGAGCAGGGAGGCAGAGGGGAGUGGACGUGGGGAAGUGCAGGGAGUGAAGGAGAGAUGGGACACUGAGGAGGCAGACUGCGUGGGGGCUGCGCAGCAAGGGAGGAUAGAGAGGGCAGCGUCUGUGGCAGGGCCCUGUGUGGAUGGAUCGGCUGCAGCAGGUGUGGCAGCUCCGUGUGUGCAGCUACAAGCAGGGUUGGCUGGUAGCAGCGAGCAGGCGGCAGGGGAUAGCUUGGCAGCCACAAGCAAGGAGCUGAUGUGGCAGCAGGCGAUUCGCCGCUUCGCGCGCUUCACGUGCAUGACGCUGCACCCCCCUCCACUGCUCGCGGACCUGCUGCUACUGGCGCUGGAGGAGGAGGAGAGGGCGGGCGGGCGCACACGGGCUCAUGGGUGCAAGCAGGAGAUGGUGGAGGCGUGGGUGCAGGCGCUACAGGGCAGGGCGGAGAUGCUAUCAGAGUACUUCGCCCUCUCCAUCUCCCCGGACGCCCACCUGCUCUCACUGCCCUUGCUGCUCGACCACCACACGCCCGACCUCACCCGCCUGCCAUCCCUCGCACUCGCCCUUGCCAAUGAGGUGGAGUGGGACGAUGAGAAGGCCUGCUUUGCCUCGCUCGCUGCUGCUCUGGCGGACUUCUUUGCCUUCCACGCGCCGCUGCUGCCCCGCCCCUCCUCCAACCAGCAAGAGAAGGAAACGAGUGACGAGGAAAAAGAGGGGCUGGGGCAGGCGAGGGGAGAGGAGGAUGGGGAGGCAAGCAGGAAGCGGAAAGAACGGGGUUCGGAAGGGGCUGCAAAUGAGGAGAGUGCUCGGGGCGGGAAGGAAGCUAAUGUGGUUGGAUCCACAGCUGGGGUGACUGUAGCAGGCGGGGGUGGAGUGGGAGUGAGUGAGGAAGGUGGGAGUGAGGAGGGGGUGAGUGAGGGGGAGGUGGAGGCGAUGUGGCGGCAGUGGGAGUGGAGCAUACAGCAUGUACUGCUGCCCGCACUCAAGUUCUUCCUCAAGCCCCCCAAGCGCAUGGCCAGGGAUGGCAGCUUCAUCAAGGUGAGACGCAAUGCAAUGGUGUUCCUCUGCUGCCCCCAGGCCAAGUGGUAA
Molecule: messenger RNA, 2763 nt
Organism: Closterium sp. Naga37s-1
Lineage: Eukaryota; Viridiplantae; Streptophyta; Zygnematophyceae; Desmidiales; Closteriaceae
Source: the annotation of a GenBank genome assembly